AAAGGAGGCCACUCCGUGUGCGCAUGCUCCAGACCGGCGCGCCGCUCGCGCGGCGCUGAGUGACGUCACUGGCCGGCGCCAGCAGGAAGGGCGCUGUGCGUCACACGUGUGCGGAGGCCGCGGGCGGGCCCAUGGCGAGCUCCGCGGGGUUGGCGCUGUGCGGCCAGACGCUGGUGGUGCGGGGCGGCAGCCGGUUCUUGGCCCUCUCCACUGCGAGCAGUGAUGAUGGCUGCAUCUUCACGUAUGAUUGCAGUGCCGCAGAGAAGAAGUCCACGCCACAAGAUAAAGGGGAGGACGGACAGCCCACCGACAAGGGGAGUGACAUGAUUCUGGCGUCCACCUUCUCCAAAUCUGGCAGCUAUUUUGCUUUAACGGAUGACAGUAAGCGUCUGAUUCUUUUCCGUACAAAACCAUGGCAAUGUCUGAGUGUCAGGACUGUGGUGCGGAGGUGCACUGCCCUGACUUUCACAGCCGCAGAGGAUCGGGUCUUGGUGGCUGACAAGUCUGGAGAUGUCUACUCCUUCUCUGUGCUGGAGCCUGAUGGGUGUGGCAGGCUGGAACUUGGGCACCUUUCCAUGCUGCUAGAUGUGGCGGUGAGUCCUGAUGACCAGUUCGUGCUCACUGCAGACCGGGACGAGAAGAUCCGGGUCAGCUGGGCUGCUGCUCCACACAGCAUCGAGGCUUUCUGCCUUGGACACACAGAGUUUGUGAGCCGCAUCUUUGCAAUGCCCAGUCAUCCUGAGCUGCUGCUUUCCUCCUCUGGGGAUGGCACCCUGAGACUCUGGGAGUACAGAAGUGGCCGCCAGCUGCAGUGCUGUGACCUGGCCAGCCUACAGGAGCCCGCAGAGCAUCCAGGCCACAAGGGGUUGGCCGCAUCCAGGAUUGCAUUCUGGGAACAGGAGAGCUGUGUGGUGCUUCUGUGUGAAUGCGUUCCUGUGGUCUUCGUCUUCCAGCUCGAUGCCAGCAGACAGCAGCUAGAGUUCAGACAGCAGCUGACUUUCCCUCACCGAGUGUGGGAUGUUGUGUUUGAAGAGACUCGGGGGCUGUGGGUUCUACAGGACUGUCGUGAUGCUCCCCUGGUGCUCUGGAGGCCCGUGGACGGUCAGUGGCAGGCUGCUCCUGAAAAUGCUGUGUCCCAGAGACUCUGCAGCCAUCUCCGGGAGAGCUGGGCCAUGAUGGAAGGCUCUGUUGGCUCAGAUGAUGGCUUCCGUGGCCUUUAUAAGGCCACCUUUGACAACAUGACCUCUUACCUGAAGAAGAAGGAAGAGAGACUGCAGCAGCAGCUGAAGAAGAAGCGACAAAGGAGCCCCCUGCCAGGGUCCCCAGAACAGAGCAAAAAGGCUUGCCCAGAGCAGUCAGCCCUUAGUUGCUGACAGUGGACUUGGCAGCAGUUCUCAUCCCUGAAGCCCCACGGGCUGCACUCUCUUCUUUCUCCUGUCGGUUUGUCCACAAGGAGGAAGGUCAUGGCAGCUCAGUCCCCAAGUAGCUCAGCACAGUCUCUGGUCUCCACCACCACCUUAGUCACUGGGCAUAGGCUCCUAUCUGGUUAGCUGGGCCUCCUCCUGGUUUCAGGGAGGACAGGGUGUUAGCUUAGUUAACAGCCGUGGGUAAGUGCCUUCACAAUGAAGUAUAUACUGACCUGCGGCACCACGCACAUCCGCUCGUGGCACAGUGCAGUGUGUGAGAAUCUAUAGGAGGGCUGCCUCCCCGCCAUCGCUGUGGGCUCUCAGGCGGAGCCCUGUAUGGCUACGUGGAGCUGCUGCUUGUGAGGCGGGGUUGGUUGGUGCUGCCUCUGUAGCUCUGUACUCUUGCAGCUGCAUGUGAGGGCUUUGUGUACCUUCAGGGAAGCAACUUGGCCAGGCCAGCCUUGUACAGGGAAUGGCUGGUGACGGUGUGGGGCUGCUGCUCUGAUGUAAAGUGCACGCGCUGCAGCACAGCAGGGGGUCACCUGAGCAAAGCAUCAAUAAAGACAGUUCUGCAUAGCUCUCUGGAACGGUCAGCAGCGGUCUUAGACAGUCGAUGUGCGUGCGCUGCUCAGAUGACAUGGCUCUUGGUAGUUAGCGUGCCACAGGUCAGCUGCAGUCCUGGCAUGGGAACAUACUUGGGGCGUUAGCUGCUGCUGUGAAAACAGAAGGCCUGACGUCAGGUACCCACCCGUACAUACAGAACAAAGGCGGGACAUAGCCUAGCACACCUGUAACCCUAACACUGGGCCUGCAGACCUUUCAGGCCCAGUGAGAGACCCUGUCUGGAGAUGGAGAGCGACAGGGGAAGACAUCUGGUGUCACUCUCUGCCUCCAGUGGGCAGGCACGCCAGUGCCUUCUAGUGUACACGUAACACAAUGGAGACAGCCUUGUGCCCGGCGGCUUUGCUGCCUCACCUGUGUUCACUGCUUUGUUUCUUCCCACAGAGUUGGUGGAGAGGGGGUGUACACGGAGCAGGGCACACCUGUAUAGGAGCUAAACUUGUUCUGCUUCAUGAACAUAGAGAUAUCUGGUCUCCAGAGAGGUGGAUCAGCAAACUGGGCUGUGGGCUGGGUCUUGUGACCUAAAAAAGAUGUUUUCAAAAGACUUAUACAGCAUUCUACCUGCAUGUAUGUCUAUGUACCAGAAGAGGACACCAGAUCUCAGAGAUGGUUAUGAGCCACCAUGUGGUUGCUGGGAAUUGAACUCAGGACCUUUGGAGGAACAGCCAGUGCUCUUAAACCUCUGAGCCAUCUCUCCAGCUCCCUAAGAAAGAUUUUACAGUGAUACAUAGUUUGAAUGAGAUAAAAAGAAACAAUUUGUGACUAUUUAAAUUCAAGUCUGAGGGCCAAGGAAUACAGCUUUGCUGACAGCAUGUUCACUCAGCCCUUUGGUGAUGCGCUGACUAUGGGCCAGGUAGAACCUAUGUCUGCAAGCAGCGGGCUCUGGGCCAUCAUGGCCUGUGGCUCAAUGCAAGGAACCUUGAGAGGGCCAUGUGUUCCUGGACCCAGUGGGCCCCUAACAACCUCUGUCCCCGUCUCCACUUUUCUUCCUAAGGAUAUGGUAUUCAUGACCGUUUCCUAGCCUACAGUGACAUUACAACUCUUGUGGAUCCAUUUCCAGUUUGUUCCUUGGUCCCCUGACCUGUGAAUGAAUGGCCAGUGGAGGCACAGUGGGGUGGAGUGGGAUAGAGGAGGGUCCUGGGCCUUCAUGUCCUAGCCAGGUAGCAGCUGACUGGCAGACUCCUGCCUGCCUCUGCCUCUGGCUUUCCUGGCCUUGGGGCCAGCAGUGGUAGAGUCAUUAAUGCCUCUAGGGGGAGUACAUAGCUAGGCUAGUCCAAAUACCAGCACUUCAAGUUGCAGGAAUUACUUCAUAGCAGGCUGAGUGGAGUCCCAUUUUUAUUGGGACUCCCAACUAUAUUUUAAGGAGAUGUGUCUUUUUAAAACUUUUUGGUGGUUGGAGACAGGGUUUCUCUGUGUAGCCUUGUUUGUCCUAGACUCACUUUGUAGACCAGGCUGACCUCGAACUCAUAGAGACCCACCUUCCUCUGCCUCCCUAAGCGCUGGGAUUGCAAGCAUGUGCCACUGCGCCUGGCUUGAGAUCUGUGUUUUAGCAAUCCGGUAGACCAGUCAGAUCUAAGCAGUCAUGAUUCCAGGUUGUGUCAGGACGUCUUCUCUGCAGCACCCGGCUUGUUCUGUUGUGGCUACGGCACUUCCGUGAGGCUCUCCAGCCACGGAGUCUCAGUUACUUUCCUUUCACUGAUAAGACACUUUGACUAGGGCAGUUUAUAAAGGAAAGAGAUUAGUUGGGCUUACAGUUCCAGGGGUUUAGGAUCCAGCCUAGUGGAAGGAAGGCAUGGCAACAGGAGGCUGGAGUAGCAGCUCAGUGCUCACCUCUCCGUCUGCCAGCGGGAGGCAGAGUCACAGGGGAUGACAAACCUUUUGAAAGCUCAACGCCUGUACCUAGUGACAGCAGCAAGGCCACACUUAAUGCUUAGCAAACAUUUCUACCGCUGGGACCAAGUAUUCAGACGUGAGUUUCCGGGGCUGGGGGCCAUUCUCAAAGCAUUACACAGAGCCUUUUUGUCAGUUUAGACCUGGCUUCUGGACUGCCCGGCCCCUCCCACCCCGCCUCAUUAAACCGUCUUCAUUCCUUAUUACCA
This is a messenger RNA of Psammomys obesus (fat sand rat), 4126 nucleotides long. It is a transcript of the gene Wdr4, whose product is annotated as WD repeat domain 4. Gene Ontology annotation, biological process: RNA (guanine-N7)-methylation. Gene Ontology annotation, molecular function: protein binding; tRNA (guanine(46)-N7)-methyltransferase activity. The record is from RefSeq and is a predicted model, not a curated record. Bases 132 to 1373 code for a protein of 413 amino acids. Gene Ontology annotation, cellular component: cytosol; nucleus; tRNA methyltransferase complex. The transcript is spliced from 11 exons. Lineage: Eukaryota; Metazoa; Chordata; Mammalia; Rodentia; Muridae.